AUGGCCUCCACCCCUGCCCCUGCCCCUGCUGCCUUUGCUGCCCCUCGGUGGGCGUCUCCGCCUCCUCCUCUCCGUCUCCGCCCUGCGUGUGCUAGGUGGGUCCCUCCACCCCACCCCCUGUGCUCAUUGGAGCCCUCUCCACCCCAGCUGUGUUCGUUGGGGUCAGUUAGGGCUCCUCCACCCCCUGCCAUGCUCAUUGGGGUCGGUUGGGGAUCCCUCCACCCCUUCUGUGCUCUCCAUCUGCCCCCAUCUGCCCCUCCUCUGCUUGUUCAGGGCCCUUCGUCACUUGUUGGGCCCCUUCGGGUGCUCAUUUGCCCUCUCUGGGCGGGCUCUGGGGUGCUCGUUUGCACCCUCUGCUGGUCGUUCGGCCUCUCCACUGGUCAUUUGCUGGUCGGAGGGUCAGAGGGUCCCCUUGAGGAGGCGAAGGGGCGAGUGGUGGGGUGCGAGUGGUGGAGGGGGAAGGGCGAGGAGAGGGCAGAGGCAGAAGGCGAGGGCAAGGAUGAGGGCAGAGGGUGA
Molecule: messenger RNA, 516 nt
Organism: Cyclocybe aegerita
Lineage: Eukaryota; Fungi; Basidiomycota; Agaricomycetes; Agaricales; Hemipholiotaceae
Source: the annotation of a GenBank genome assembly